UGUCUUGUAGUUACGCUAGGUGGGGUUCAGGGGCACUUCCUGCAGAAAGCGUGCGUCGGUUUCCCUGGCAACGGUUCCGUACCUGAGACGCUUGCGCAGUAGGAAGAGAUACUUUUCUGAAAGAGCGGAGUAAAUAUCUACAAACAAGCUAAUUGAAUUUAAUUAAACAAAAAAAAGGUCUUAACUGAAUACCUGCAUAAAACGUAUUGCCAGUAUCGUGUCUGGUUUAUACCCUCUUUUCCCGGAGCCGGGUGGGUCUUUGGUACCGUAUCCCACAAUGCCCUGUUCCACUUAGCCUCGUAUCUCUAGGAGACGCGAGAGCAGGCGCCACCUCGAGCUCCUCGGGUGGAGUGCGGCGUUCAUACCGAGGCAAUGGCUGGUUGUCAGUAGAGCAUCCCGGCGACCUGAAGCACGGCCGAAGCCGAGGGCAGCUCUCCGCUGCCGCCCAGUAGUUGCCACCCGCGUUGACAGCGUCCAGACUCCCCAAAGGAGUGUUUUAGUGACAGACUGCACCAUGCCAUCGCCCUACCUAUCAUGCCAAAGAAAAAGCGCAGCAAUAUUUUUGUGAAGACUUAGCCUGUAUCAGUGCAUGUUCUUCUCACCUCUUAGCCUGUCCGCACCUGGGAGGGACAGCAAGAAAGUUUUAUUGUGGAAGUGGCUGCAUGGAGAGCUUAUAAAGGCCAACACUCCCAUCCCUCUUUCAGCCGCAACUAAGUGUAAAGCCGCUACAAUACCUACGGGGCUGGCCGGGAUCCAUUAUGGCGUCUAUCAGCUUGGAGAACGAGCUGCAGAGUGCCCAGAAUAACCUGCUCUUCUUGCAGCAGGACCACGCCAACACUCUGAAAGGCCUGCACUCCGAGAUACGCCGGCUGCAACAGCACUGCACUGACUUGACUUAUGAGUUGAUGGUGAAAAGCUCCGAUCCAGCAGACGGUGGCGAGGCACGCUGUGCCGAGCUGCGCAGGAGGUGCGAGGAGUUGGAGGUGCAGCUAAAGGCCAAAGAGGAGGAAAACACAGAGCUGAUGCGUGAGCUGGAGCAGAAGACCGCCAUGAUCUCCGUGCUGGAGAACACCAUCAAGGAGCGGGAGAAGAAGUACCUGGAGGAGCUGAAGUUGAAGAGCCACCGGCUGGCCGUGCUGUCGGGUGAGCUGGAGCAGCGGGCGGGCACCAUCGCCUACCUCACUGCACAGCUGCACGCUACCAAGAAACGACUGCUGUCUGGUGGCUCCUCCGAGGGCAGCCCUGGGGGCAGCCCUGCCGCGUCUUAUAAGCCGGCCCCGCCCCCCCCUCGGGAGCAGCAGCCAGACACACCACGCCGGCGCAUGCGCAAAAGCCUGUCGCAGCCACUGCAUGCAGACUAUGCUGAGCUGUGCCGGGCGGGGGCGGACGGCCGACGGCUGGCACUGCGGGAUGCACUGGAUGCCAUGCCCGACCCAACGCCGUUCCUGCAGGCGCGUGAGUUGGCUGCAGAGGCCCCCCUGCCACGUGAGCGCCCUGCUGUCAUCCCACCCAUCUCCCGUGAACGCUCCCCAGCUCCUUCCGACCCUGCUAGUCCACGACACGGCCUCUCCCAGCAGCCUCGGGCCCAUGUGGGUGUGGCCCACCGCAUACAUCGAUCGGCCCCGCCCACAGCUGUACAGCCCGAGCUCCAGACACUGGCCGUAGAUCAGGUCAAUGAUGGCAAGGUAACGAGGAAGGAAUCGGGCACAGACAGAACAGUAUGAGAGCCCAUCUUGCCUGCCCCCCGCCAUGCUGCAGCCGAUGCAAAAACAAAAACGGCGGCACAAAGAUGGCGCCGUGUCCUUGGUCCUCCACGCAUGCCAAAAUGAUGUCCCCUCAUCUUUUUAGCGCAUUGUCUCGCAUCACCUGUGCAUCCCAACAGACAUGUUAGAGGCAAACAAAAUCCACAUAGCUGACUAUGAGGCGCAUCUCUGCCGCCCCCCUUCUGCAGUUACAGUACAUGAUACACAGUGCACUCAGCUUACACCCUGCCAGAAUUAUUAACCCAGUGCACUGUCAGCAAGCUUCAUCUAGUGACCUGCAGCGAAGUGCUACCAAUGUGUGUUUUCUAAUUAAACGACUUGCUGAA
Molecule: messenger RNA, 2089 nt
Organism: Brienomyrus brachyistius
Lineage: Eukaryota; Metazoa; Chordata; Actinopteri; Osteoglossiformes; Mormyridae
Gene: ccdc92
Product: coiled-coil domain containing 92
Exons: 7
Coding region: 759-1724 (321 amino acids)
Source: RefSeq, a predicted model, not a curated record